AUGCACUACAUCGUCAAAAUGACCCUCCUCUUCGCGGCUUCCGCCAUCGCCGCCAAGCAAGCAGGCCAAUUCGGACCCUGGGAUCCACAUCCACGCCAAUGGGGUCCUGGCCGAGGAGGCGGCUGGAGCAACAACGGACAACCACCUCUCGACUACCGCGUCGGGUGUACCUGCAACACCAACCAGCAAGAAGACCCGUCGACGGGCCAGCAAGCCUGCAAUCAGCUAUCCAGCAUCUGGGGAAAUCUGUACUGGGAUGACUGGAACCAGGUCUGCAUGGACGACAACCAGAUUGGCCUCGACACCAAUGGCUUCAGUGCGGCUUGUCAGCGGGCUUCGCAGGGACAGAAUUUCGAUUCUUUCAAUCCUGUUGCUACGCAGGCCGAUUGCUCGCCUUUUUAG
Molecule: messenger RNA, 402 nt
Organism: Zasmidium cellare ATCC 36951
Lineage: Eukaryota; Fungi; Ascomycota; Dothideomycetes; Mycosphaerellales; Mycosphaerellaceae
Exons: 3
Coding region: 1-402 (133 amino acids)
Source: RefSeq, a predicted model, not a curated record